AUGGUGACUAGUACAUCUGACCAUAAGCCUUUGCUAAUUCAUUUAAACAAAGACAAGUUCUUGGAAGGGGAUAUUCAAAAAGCUUUCAAAUAUGAAGCUAAUUGGGCUUUGGCGGAGGAGUUUGAAAUGAUUUUAAAGAAAGCUUGGAAGCAUGAAGUGCCGGGAAGGAAUCAGUCUAGCAGAAUGGUGGAGUUUUUAAAUAGAAGCAAAGAACUUUUACAGAAAUGGAGUAAGCAGCUGAGGAAGGUUGGAAGAAAGGAGAUAGAAGAGAAAAAAAAGUAUUUGCACAGAUUGCAAGCUAAAGAAAACAGAUAUAAUGUUCCUGAAGUCAAGAAAGUAAAAGAAGAGUUGAGUUUGAUGUUGGAAAAAGAGGACCUGAAAUUGAGACAGAGAGCUAAAACUAAUUGGUACAAGCUUGGAGAUAGAAAUACAAAGUAUUUCCGUACUUGUGCUAAUCAAAGGCAAAAAAGAAAUCAAAUCACAGAAGUGGAAAAUGAAAGCAAUAUAAGGGUCAGGGGUUUUAAAGAAAUUGAGAAAACAUUCAGAGCUUAUUUUGCAAAAAUGUUUUAG
Molecule: messenger RNA, 570 nt
Organism: Carya illinoinensis
Lineage: Eukaryota; Viridiplantae; Streptophyta; Magnoliopsida; Fagales; Juglandaceae
Exons: 1
Coding region: 1-570 (189 amino acids)
Source: RefSeq, a predicted model, not a curated record